GCUUGACGCGGGAUGUUUGCAUGACGAUGUCUGCGAGGAAAUGCCCAUCGUCGCCGCGCAUGCCGAGCAUCUUGAUCUAUACGAGGCCAUGAACUUUUCCGACUCGAGAGUCCUCGACUUGGGUUCUCAAUCCACAAAAAUCAAAGAUCUUGUGUCGACCGUCAUCCUCGAAUGUAUGAGGGUGGACCGCGUAUGCGCCUUACGAAUGCUCGAAGCUUACCGCAAAAGGUGGCAAGCGAUUAUAGAAACACGCGAUACGGAUAAAAUCGAGAGCUUGGAAGAAUAUCUCGAGUCACGGGCUAACAAUGGGAGUAUGGGUGCAUACUACGCCAUGCUCGAGUUUUCUUUGGGGAUUGUCAUUACCCAAGAAGAGUACAGUUUACUGGCUGCCCCCAUGCGACACUGGAAGCGCUGCAUGCUCCUGACAAACGACUAUUGGAGCUGGCUCCGGGCACGGCAGCAAACAAAAAAUCAACUAGUUGGCAGGGUCGUCAACACGAUUUGGUUCCUCAUAAAGCAAAACCCAACCUACACCGACGAGCAAGCCAAAAGCAAAGUAGCCGAAAUGGUCGUUGCCGAAGAAGCCAAAUGGGUCCAAUCAAAAAACCGCCUUUACGCCGAAAAUCCAAAACUCCGCGAUGAUUUGGUCAAGUUUCUCGAAAAUUUGCACACGGCUUUGGCUGGCAACGACUACUGGAGCUCGCAACGUUACCGCCACAACGACUGGACCCACGUUCCAACGCAGCCAGAGCCAGACCACCCGCGGAUUCACGAACUGGCGGGAUUUGGCCGCACGUUAGUGGUCGAGGAGUCGAGAAUCCUCGCCAGGCCAUCAUCAUCAUCAUCACCGUCUCAUAGCCUAGGUGCGUCCGCAUCGUCCUCUAGCGGAUGGGCAUCCUCAUCAUCUCAGGGAGAUCUGAGUUCGCCGCUGUCUUCUGCCUCGUCCACUUUCGACAAUGUGGACAGAGACCGUCUCAAACACAAAGUCACAAAAGCCACUACGACCACCGCCGCCACAGCAGAGGAGGUGAUUUCGGCCCCGAUACGGUAUAUCCAAUCCAUGCCCUCCAAGGGUUUCCGUGCCGCCCUGGUCGACUGCUAUAACAUGUGGUUGGAUGUGCCGCAGCGUGAAAUGGAAAUCAUCAAAACUGUUAUCAACUGCCUACAUGAUUCGUCCCUCCUCCUGGAUGAUAUUGAAGACGACUCUAAACUACGUCGAGGAUUCCCCGCCACGCAUCUCGUCUACGGCCCCGCGGCGACCAUCAACAGCGCCACAUAUCUAUACGUACAAGCGGUACAGGCCGUGCAUAAUCUGGGAUCUAGAAAACUAAUGGAUGUCCUACUGCUCCGUUUGCAACAGCUUUUUUUCGGCCAAUCGCUGGACCUGCAUUGGACUUUUAACCGCGAAUGUCCCACCAAAACCCAAUAUUUCAAUAUGAUCGAGCAAAAAACGGGGGCAUUCCUAUCGUUGGUUGCAGAGCUUAUGAUGGUUGUUUCUGCUGCCAGCGACUACGAAAGCUCCACUGAUUCCCCCGAAAACAUAUUCCAAACAUUCUCGUACCAGUCCGGGCUGUAUUUCCAAGUCCGCGACGAUUACCUCAAUAUUACCUCGGCCGAUUACGCAGACAAAAAGGGUUUCGCCGAAGAUUUAGACGAGCAAAAGUUCUCCUAUAUCCUCGUCCACCUCGCGCAUUCCCGGCCCGAUUUGAUGGUCCAGGUUGAAGGCAUUUUUAAGGCUAUGCGGAGCGGGAAGACGGAAAACGCCGAAACCAAAAAGUACCUGGUUUCUCUGCUGCACAAGAGCGGUGCCGUGGAGGCGACAAAGGAGCUGCUGGUACGGUGGCAAGAUGAUAUCGUCAAGGAGAUUGACGUGUUGGAAAACCACUUUGGGAAGCCGAAUCCGUCGUUGAGGUUAUUGAUGCAGACUUUGUGGAUUGAUGCCUAGUUAGGGUACAAGCGCUACUAUUCAGAUGGUAUAUAACGGAUCUCAAGUGGCCAAAACGAAUACAAAAGAUUAAAAGCCGACCUGUGGACUACGCCAGCACCUCCUGGUCUGGAAUCAUUCCGAGCGAGACUGCGUUCCACACCAAUGCGUCCUUUUGCCCGAACAAGCUGAAAGCAGCGAGAGAUUGACGAAAACACGUCGACCUGGAGGAUACGGACAUGCCACAGCAGGAGACACGACCGAGAC
Molecule: messenger RNA, 2191 nt
Organism: Pyricularia oryzae 70-15
Lineage: Eukaryota; Fungi; Ascomycota; Sordariomycetes; Magnaporthales; Pyriculariaceae
Exons: 3
Coding region: 41-1945 (634 amino acids)
Biological process (GO): isoprenoid biosynthetic process
Molecular function (GO): prenyltransferase activity
Source: RefSeq, a predicted model, not a curated record